ACACUCAUUACAACGCCCUAGCUGCCUGGAUAUAGAUGUUAUUCCUGUGAUGUUUCGGUAUAAACACCCUUAUCGUACCUAUAUAGUGUGCGAGUACCUGAGUGGCACAGUUUGUACAUAUACGCCCCCAAUCCCACGCCAACACGCUGUCAAUUAUACGCGAUUUUCCAAUUCUACACUAUCUUCACGACCGUCACUCGUUUCCAAGAUGGCUGCAGAGUUCCUACCGAAGUUUUUCAGCUACAUUGACGAACACCAAGAUUUGUAUGUUGAAAGAUUGAAAGACGCUGUGGCCAUUCAGAGUGUAUCAGCAUGGCCAGAAAAAAGACCAGAAAUUAAGAAGAUGGUAGAGUCGGUUGCCAAGCAAUUGGAAACUCUUGGAGGAACUGUUGAACUGGUUGAUAUUGGGAUGCAGAAACUACCUGAUGGAACUGAAAUUCCAUUGCCCCCUAUAUUGCUCGGUCAGUUGGGUAAUGAUCCCAAAAAGAAGACAAUUUGUAUUUAUGGUCAUCUUGAUGUACAACCAGCAGCAAAGUCUGAUGGAUGGGAUACAGAACCAUUUGUAUUAACAGAAGUUGAUGGUAAACUUUAUGGAAGAGGUUCAACAGAUGAUAAAGGACCUGUGUUGGCAUGGUUACAUGUCAUUGAGGCAUAUCAAAAGCUUGGUAGAGAUAUUCCUGUUAAUUGCAAGGUACAU
Saccoglossus kowalevskii is the source of this 697-nucleotide messenger RNA. RefSeq names its product cytosolic non-specific dipeptidase-like. Lineage: Eukaryota; Metazoa; Hemichordata; Enteropneusta; Harrimaniidae. Gene Ontology annotation, molecular function: dipeptidase activity. The record is from RefSeq and is a predicted model, not a curated record. Gene Ontology annotation, biological process: proteolysis. Gene Ontology annotation, cellular component: cytosol.